This is a messenger RNA of Malaclemys terrapin pileata, 2320 nucleotides long. RefSeq names its product acyl-coenzyme A synthetase ACSM3, mitochondrial-like. The record is from RefSeq and is a predicted model, not a curated record. Gene Ontology annotation, cellular component: mitochondrial matrix. The transcript has 14 exons. The coding region runs from base 227 to 1969 and encodes 580 amino acids. Gene Ontology annotation, molecular function: fatty acid ligase activity; fatty-acyl-CoA synthase activity. NCBI's taxonomy places the organism in Eukaryota, Metazoa, Chordata, Testudines, Emydidae. Gene Ontology annotation, biological process: fatty acid biosynthetic process; acyl-CoA metabolic process.
CCCCCAGAGCAGGCUGUGGCCACGCCGCCGGAGCACGCUGCGGCCGUGCCACCUGGCCCAGCCUGCUGGAACAUGCUGCGGCCAUGCCACCUGGGCUGGCCCACCGGAGCAGGCUGCGGCCACGCAGAGGAACUUGUGCAGUUCCAAGGUAAAAAGCCCUUCACAGAAUAUUCUUCUUCGAUGUUUAUAUAAUCUAAACCAAGAACUCUGACAAGGUUUUUGUGCCAUGAAGUUUUUAUUUAAACUCCCGAUUUUUAACUCUGUUUGGACCCCGAAGUCACCUUGUAGAUUCUUCAGCAAACAUUGCCGAGGAUUUGCCCCUCAAAAUAUCUCUGGCUAUGAAUCCCCGAGCCUCUAUAAAGAGUUGCCAGAGCACUUUAAUUUUGCAAGUGAUGUUUUGGACAAAUGGAGUCAAAUGGAAAAGAAUGGAGAGAGAGCCUCCUCAAUCCCAGCCCUCUGGUGGGUAGGUGAUCAAGGCAAUGAGGUAAGGUGGGGUUUUGAGGAGCUGGGAUUUCUAUCCAGGAAAGCAGCCAAUGUACUCUCUGAUGCAUGUGGUCUGAAAAAGGGAGACAGAGUUAUAGUGAUGCUACCCCGGAUACCAGAAUGGUGGUCGAUAACAGUGGGCUGCAUAAGAACAGGAAUUAUCUAUAUUCCAGCAACAACCCAGCUGACAGCUAAUGACAUUUUCUAUAGACUCCAGGCUUCUAAGGCCAAAUGCAUCAUUACCAAUGAUACACUGGCACCUGCAGUGGACUCAGUUGUGUCCAAGUGCCAGUUUCUAAAAACCAGGCUAAUGGUAUCUGAAGGCAGGAGGGAUGGAUGGCUGGACUUCAAAGAACUACUCAAAGCUGCACCUGGUGAUCAUGACCCUGUUAAGACAAAGAGUCAAGAAGCAAUGACUAUCUACUUUACUAGUGGAACCACAGGUUACCCCAAAAUGGUGGAACAUUCUCACAGUAGUUUUGGUAUUGGAAUGACCUCGACUGGGAGGUUUUGGUUGGAUUUAAAUCCCUCUGACAUAUUGUGGGGCCUGUCUGACCCAGGCUGGGUAAAAUUUGCCUAUGGCUCUUUCUUUUCUCCAUGGAUUCAGGGAGCGUGUAUCUUUACACACAGCAUGCUGCAGUUUGAGGCAACAACCGUCCUGAAUUGUCUGUCCAGGUUUCCUGUAACCUCUUUCUGUGGUACACCAACUGUUUAUCGCAUGCUGGUGCAGCAUGAUCUUACCAGCUACAAGUUCAAGAGCCUGAAGCACUGCCUAAGUGGGGGUGAGCCACUCAACCCUGAAGCGAUGGAGAAAUGGAAAAGCAAAACAGGGAUGGAUAUCUAUGAAGGAUACGGCCAGACUGAAACAGUUUUGAUAUUAUCAGUUUGCAAAGGGAUGAAAAUUAAACCUGGUGCUAUGGGAAAGGCGUCUCCACCUUAUGAUGUUCAGGUAAUAGAUGAAAAUGCUAAUAUUCUGCCUCCUGGGGAAGAAGGAGAUAUUGCCAUCAGAAUCAAACCAACAAGGCCAUUUUGUAUUUUCUCUCAUUACGUGGAUGAACCAGAGAAAACUGCUGCAUCAGAACGUGGGGAUUUUUAUAUCACAGGAGACAGGGGCAUUAUGGAUGAAGAUGGAUACUUCUGGUUUGUUGGAAGAGCUGACGACAUCAUUUUAUCUUCUGGGUAUCGUAUUGGACCAUUUGAAGUAGAAAAUGCCUUGAUGGAGCACCCGGCAGUAGCAGAAGCAGCUGUUGUCAGCAGCCCAGAUCCCAUCAGAGGAGAGGUGGUGAAAGCCUUUGUUAUUCUGUCUCCUGACUUUGCAUCACGUGAUCCAGAAAAAUUAACUAAGGAGCUGCAAGAGCAUGUCAAAAAAGUUACUGCACCUUACAAGUAUCCCAGAAAGGUGGAAUUUGUUCAACAGCUACCAAAGACAAUCUCUGGGAAAAUCCGAAGGAAGGACUUAAGGAACAAAGAGUGGGGGAGAACUUAGCUUUGUUGUGGAGUUAAGAGUAUAAAUUUUCAUUUCUGCUAUAAUCAUUCAUUGCUUCUUCAGGCUAUGACCUGUCCUCUGUUGAUAUCAGAAGGAGCUAGAUAGUAUUUGUGAUGAGGAAUAGACAUUGUCACUGUUUGCUGUAAUUUGCAUUGUUCCGGGGCCUUGGGAUGGUUAUGAAACUCAGUGGACUUGAUUCUCCUACCUUUUACACUGAUGUAAAUCAAGAGAAACUUCAUUGAAGGCAAUACUGUGAGAGGAGAAUCAGACCCUAAACUCCUCUUCAUCUUUCUGUUUGAUUAUUUUCCAUCUAUGCCUUAUCAUUCAAUACUGACUGUUACACUGCUGGCA